AUGGCCGCCGAAAGUCUCUCCCCUGAGGAAAAAGCCUUAGAGGAUGUUUUGAAAAAGCUCCGAAAAGACUCGGCUGACAAUUUCAUGCUCUUGGGAUUCUACUCUCUUUUUGGAACCUCUUGCCUCAAUGAAAUGCUUCUCCGUGCCGCUACUGACCGCAAAGCGAAGUUGUCAAGGCAUGACGAAAUCCAAUUUCCAUGGGGAAAUGCGUGGCUUUUGCCGGACAGUAAAUUCGAUGGUUCAAGUUGCAAUGAAGCAUUCGCAAAUUUGCAACAACUCGAGCUUGUGUACAGUUCGGUCACGUUCGAAGUAUCCGGUGUGAAAAUAAACACGUUUUCAAUCAAGAAAGGAGCUUGCAAAUUGAUUCUAGGCUUACUCGGAACAAGAUGUGCAGAGGAGCUAAUCCUGAUUGCUGUAGAUGGGCUCCAGUAUCUCAUAUCUCAUCUUUCAGACUACUUUCCCACGUCGCCCCCCCCUCCGGCGAUAUUUCAGUCUCACAUUCAAGCCCUGUGGUCUCACGUGGAACACCCAUGGAAGAAUGUGACAGAGGUGCCUCCCAGUCCUGUUAAUUUUCGCAAGUUGUCAAUCAAAUCUCUCCAGAUGUUUGUUUCAUAUUUCCGCCUCUCCUCUGAGAAUGAAGCCCGUGCUACUGAGGCCUACAAAUGCAUGUCCGAACUUUUGAAGGAUCUUCCAGAGAGCGGCGCCAAUCAGAAAUUUGGAGUAAACAGACCACUUCCUUCUAUGGGGCAGAUUGAACAAGAUCUGCCUAUGGUACCAUUCAUAGCGUUGAAAGAGGCAAAGUCAUUCUUGAAAUAUGAAUUGAAAACCGAGGGUGGUAGCGACAUGCAAGUAAUCAAUGACAACAUGCGAUUGCUCUGGUUAGAGUGCGUGGGAUAUCUCUACGGAAAGGUGGGGGAGGAUACCAAAGCAAAGUGGUUUCUUGAAUGUGUGCAGAAGGUGCGGAAGCGUUCUUCGGGUGAUGGCUUGGGAGCUAUUUGGACUCGUGAGGAUAAGAACGCAAUACAGCAGAGAUUGAAGGUGCGUCUUCAGCGGGAGCUGGAGCUGGAGCGUGAUCGGCGUUGGUCCUACCUUGAUGACCACAUGCCAACAUGGGGCGAGGAAGAUAAAGAAGUUCUGUCUCCUCGAGGCAUUUGCUCUUUCCAGUAUGUCUAA
Penicillium vulpinum is the source of this 1173-nucleotide messenger RNA. RefSeq lists its product as uncharacterized. Lineage: Eukaryota; Fungi; Ascomycota; Eurotiomycetes; Eurotiales; Aspergillaceae. The coding region runs from base 1 to 1173 and encodes 390 amino acids. The transcript has a single exon. The record is from RefSeq and is a predicted model, not a curated record.